UAUCGUUCUAUCGCCCAGCUCUAAUUCAGAGUGACUCACAGAAAGAAGGUCCUGGGUUUGAAUCAACCGUCUAGCCUGGGCCUUUCUGUCUUUAUAUGUUUGUAUGUUCACUCAGUGUCUGCACUGGUUCUCUCUGGCUACCUCUGCUUCCUCCCACAGUCCAAAGUCAUGCAUCUAGUGGGGUUAAGUUAAUUGGUGAUUCUAAAUUGCCCAUAGGUGUGAGUGUUUACUUUACACGGUUUACUGUGCCCUCGGCCUAUGGUAGCUGGGAUAGGCUCCCGCGCCCCCUACAACCCUGAAUGGAAUAAGAGGAAGAGAAUGGAUGGAUGAUACAUUUCUAUUAAAUGUGAAUUUCUGUGUAUACAGAUGUGCUCAAUAAUUUGUGUAAUGUCAUUUUCAAUGAUUUAUUACAGUUAAUUGCUGUGUUAUUUGAAAUAAACUGCCUGUAAUUGCUAACUUGACCCCAAUCACAGACUGAUAGUAGACUAAUAUCGUAUAGUGUGAUAAUAUAUCGUGAUGUGUCUGGUGAGGCCAGCUGCUUUACACAAAAUAGAAGUGAGUGGCAACAAAAGCUGUGUUGCAAGGUAGAAUGGAAAGAAAAAGAAAACUCGAUGUGUUAGCCUUUUUGAAAGUCAUUUAGAUGCAGCACAUGUCAGCUUGUUGAACCACAUGAAGUGGAAUAUUGAAUUGAUCCAACUUUUGUGCUCUGUGUGAUGGUUGGUACUUAUCCCCAGACAAAAAAUCAAUACAAAUACAGUUUGCGGGUACUGAUUAUGAUUUCACAUUCCGGGCCAGGAGCAUCCACAUCACUUUGUUUUUGUUGCUCAUUUUAGUGUUUGUGGGCUUGUAUGUGUGCACUUAUGCAGAACAGGAUAGACACACAGGAAGCCCGUGUGAGAUGUGAACAGACAUGUCUGGGGACACAAGGGGUUUUCAGAUACACCAUAGACCUGCAUUACACAAUUGGCUGAAGGUUAUAACUUCAGGUUUAAGGUGAGCUCGAGUAACAAGUUUGUUUGAAAUGCUGUUAAAGAAAUCUCAAAAUGCACCCAUCAAAGUCAGGACAAAUUGGUUUUCCGCUCCCUGUGAUGUGAGGUCCAUUAACUAGGAGAAUGAACACGACUGAGAGCCUGUUUCUACGAGAGCAGGCAAAGGGCAGACUUGAUGAUAAACGACAGCUGGACAGGAGAAAAGGACAGUUGGGAAGUCGAAGGCAAAGUGACACAGAGAGGGCACAGAAUCGGCGUUCAUCAAUUUGAAAUGGAGACUUUAUAUGCGGUAGCAUGUUUUAUUCCCCAUAUAAAUGUUAAACAAUACAUUUCAUUAAGUUUCUUAUAUUGUUAACAUAAAUCAUAACGUCUACAGGCUUUCAGGGACACACACUGAAACCCACUGAGCGUCACCCUGUUAGCAAGUAAAUGGUUUGAGUAAAUGUAACUUUAAUGUGUAAAUCCUGCCCUCGGGUUGCGUUGGAAGCGCAGUCUCAGGUAAAUUCACCCCAUCAAACUGUAAAAGCCGUGGCCAUAAAGUAGCUCGGAAGAGCUUUUAUCAGUCUUAAUGCACUCUUCAAAGAGCAUCCCUCAAUCUGCACGUCUCAUCGAGAGGUGCUGCUUGACCGCAGGCAAAGGCUACUGUAUCAGUCUCAUUUCACAGAUGAUGAGAAAGACCAUUUGGGUGACUGAUGAGCAUCUUAACCUAAAGGGGUCACUGAGUGCACCAUCACAGAGUGAUGGUCAUCCACAGCCGAACCCUGAAAACACUCCUUCACAUGUACCAAUAUUGGAUACUGUCAGCAGAUUGUCUAUGGAAUAUUUAUAUUCCUAUGCAGUGUGGAUAUAUUGCACAGGAUCCUUAAUGGGUUUACAUUUUCCAUCUGACCACAGGAAAACGAAAAGACAGUUCCUCUUGCUCAGCAGCACUUCAUAACUUUGCUUCUUGGUAUACAAUUUUAGGAGACUGAUUUUCUGACGCGCACUUUCUCCAUAGUCCUCUGUUCAUCAAAUGUAGUAUUAUAUCCCCCGCUCCCCAUCCUCGCAACAAGUCUCUUUGAUGUCAAAUUGACACUUUAGUGAACAGCACUUCAUGGAUUUGAUAUUGCCUGGCAACUGCAGAAAACCCGCUCCUCGUGGCUUCUUCAGGGCGACGAGAGACGGGCGGGGAGGUCGGUUCGGCGGUGGAGAUGAUGGUAGAGGAAAAGACGGUGGAAGGUAUUAAUCACAAUGGUGAUUUCUGUUUGGCUUGCCUCCAGGCAGUGAAGCAAAAUUAAAGCCCAGAAAAUCGGAUUAUGGCCUCCCUGGGGGGUUAGAUGCCCAGUAGCCAGCUGAUGAGCACUCAUCUACUCUUCAUUCUAUUCUGCAGAAAUGUUGGCUCGGAGGCCAAUUUGUUAACAGUUAUUGCUCAUUUCUUGUGUAGCUUCCUGCUAGUGAGACAAUAGCCAAGGUUUAUUGUCUUGCAAUUAUCACAAUUUGAGGGAAGCCGGUGAUUGAUAUAUCGUCUCUGAGGUCUGUGGCUUUACUUGCUGCCAGUUUUGCUGUGGGGACACCCAUUAUCAGCAACAGCAGCGGUGCCGGAGUUAUAAAUAUGUGAUGCCUACUUCAACUCAUUUUUUUUUAAACUUUGACAAAGUUGGAAAUGUGCAUGCUCCUCACAAAUAUGUCAUAUUGUGUUCAUUAAACUGAUUGGCCCUCUUCAUUAUGGACCUACUAUUAUCAAUUUUCUAGAAACAGUUGGAGAAAUAUAAUCUAUAAAUGUAUAAUACAAAUAUGGAAAAAAAAACAGAAGGCUUCUUGGUUUGAGUAACACAUAAGGCGCAGAGAAAAGCAGCAAAAUCAGAGAAAACAAAACAUUAUCGUAAAAAUUAAGGGGUUUUCAAAACUCUUAAAACGUGUUACCAAAGGUCCAAAACCAAAAUAAUUUAGUGAUAUGUAUUAAACAGACAAGCACUAAAUGAUUUUUUUUAUUAGUAAAUGAACUAAACCAUGUGUUGAAACAGCAUUUACUGCUUUACUUCUCCUCAGCCAGUGUAAUUCCUUAUUUCCGACAGAAGUGCAACACAUCCUCCUCUCGCGAAGCAGAUAAACCCACUGAAAAGCCUUACAUGCAGGUAGGUCACACAUAAGCCUCAGACACCCUCCGCUUACCCGUCUCUGUGCAGUCAGCCCUGCCCAAGCUUCUCACAGGAGCUGUUCGCACAAAGGAGCGCAUUGUGUAACUGUGCCUCAGUUUUAAUGAACCAGCGCUCCCGCUCCAGCACACUCCUCCCUCUUUGUCAGUCCCCUCCCUUCCUGCCGCUGUUCUCAUGAAUAUCACAGCGUCUUCCCCUCAUUAUUCAUGAGCUGGUAUCGGUGUGUUCAUGUGCGCCGAAACGGAGGAAGAAAAAGGGGGGAGUGUCUCAGUGAGCGCGAGUCACAACCCUGGUGUAUGAGCCUGUGCGCACGCCUGUGUGUGAGCGUGUGAGUGUAUGAGUCUGAAAUAGAGGGAGCGGGAUAGAGUAGACACUCCGGCUGAUGCUGAAACGGCCGCCGCUACUUCACUGCCGCUGUUCACAUCUGAACCUUCUUCUGUCAGGCUCAGCUGGAGCUUUCUGUUCCUCUAAGCUGGGGUUGCUUGUGACUGCCUGAAUGUGUGAAUGGGAUGCCUGAAAAGAGAUGCUCGCUAAGGAGUGACUGAUGAGAACCAGCGCUCCGGUGUGGAGGGUGACCCCCCUGUGUCCGUACCACCACUACUUGGGGAGAAUUAGACGCCUGGCGUUUCCACGACAACUAUAAUGGGCUGCAAUCUGUGCACUUUACAGAAGCGAGAGGAACACUACAAGCUUCUGUAUGAGAUCGCACAGGUGAAUGGAAAAGAGUUGUCCAAGUCCAGCCAUGAAGAGACUGUGGAAGCCUUUCGCCCUGCCAAGGACCCCGUCGUGGUGCAGGUCAUCCGGCGGACCCCCAGCGGGCGCCCCCAUGGCCCCCCUCAGGAAAUCCAUGUGGUGGAUGUGUGUACUCAGACUGACAUCACCUUUGAACACAUCAUGGCGUUGGCAAAACUCCGGCCUUCAACCCCUCCUGUGCCUGACGUCUGUCCCUUCCUGCUCUCUGACAGCUGUCAUUCCCUUCAUACAAUGGACCAGGAUUACUACGAAGGGACUGACUACCUCUCCCCUGUACCCGCUGAUGGAGACAGGACAGAGGAGUUUGAGUAUGAGGAAGUAGAACUGUGUCGACUCAACAGCCAAGAGAAGUUGGGCCUAACUCUGUGCUACAGGACAGAUGAAGAAGAAGAUGUGGCCAUCUAUGUUAGCGAGAUAAGUCCAAACAGCAUCGCUGCCAGAGAUGGACGAAUCCGGGAGGGGGAUCGCAUUUUACAGAUUAAUGGCCAGGAUGUACAGGACAGGGAGGAAGCCAUGGCUGCACUCUCCAGUGACGAGUGCAGGAACAUCAUACUGCUGGUUGCCAGACCUGAGAUGCAGCUGGAAGAAGCCUGGCUGGAUGAUGAACAUAGCGAGUUCCUGGAGCAACUGAAGAUGGAAAUGUUGGAGGAGCAGCAAAGAGAGGAAAUGGAAUUAGCUGCCUUACAAGAGGAACAGGAGAAUGAACAGAGAACAGAGGAUGAUAAGCCCACUUGUUCCACACUCCCUCAUCAUAAGGACAAUGUACUGAGCAUAAAGGACAGGAUGGGGAACUCGCAGCAUAAUGUCAUGGCACAUAUCCAGAAACGUCUGUCCCAGUGCCUGAAAGACAGUCGGGACACGCACUCUACCACCAGCUCCAUGCGGCUAGACGACAAAACGGAUGAGGAUGACGAUGAAGCAGAAGGUGAUCGCUUCCAGCAGCUCUUGGAACUGAAAUGUCAAAUACGCAACAGCGGCGAGUACGACCUGUUCUACAGCCGCCGGAGCACUAUUGAGUGCAGCAUGGGGGAGCAGGCGGGGGUACAGCACGAGCUGCGUAUGCUCAAUGAGGAACUGCGCAGCAUCGAGCUUGAAUGUCAGAACAUCAUGCAGGCCCACAAACUUCGUAAGGGUCAGCAGUCUCCCUCAGUGGGCCAUUCUACACCCUCCACCAAAAUCCAAAGCUUUCACCGCGGUGAGCCCUCAAAGGGUAAGCUGGCCGACAUUAACGAGAGGCUAGAGAAAUCGGACAAGGACAGCUCUAGUGCCUACAACACAGCAGAGAGUUCACGCAGCACCCCUCUGGCAAUGGACCGCUCCCCGGAGCACUCACUCCAGAGAAUGGUUAGUCUUACAAACCAGAGGAACCUCUGCAGCGGCCUCGCUGCUGGUCAUUCUCUUAGCCUGAGCCCCAUCCCAGCGUGCCGCGCUCCAGUCCUGGGUAAGAGCAGCAGCCCUGACCACAGCAAUCCUUCUGAGUCAGACCAAACACCUCAGGCUGAGGAAGAGAGCAGAGGGAAACUAAACCAAAGCGCUUCCCGAAAUCCAUACUUCUCACCUUCUCACAGUUCCCAGCAGAGGCAGACCAACAUCCCAGCUCACGCCCGCCACUACCAGAGCUACAUGCAGCUGAUACAACAGCGCUCAGCUGUAGAGUACGCUCAGAGCCAGCUCAGUCUACUUAGCGUCUGUAAAGAGCCUCAGAGGCCCAUUACAGAGCCCAAGAUGGAGUGGAAGGUCAAGAUCCGUAGUGACGGUACCCGCUACAUCACCAAGAGGCCUGUGAGAGACAAGAUCCUGAAGGAGCGAGCCCUAAAGAUUAAAGAGGAACGCAGCGGGGGAAUGACGACAGAUGACGACGCAAUGAGUGAAAUGAAGAUGGGGAGGUACUGGAGUAAAGAGGAAAGAAAGCAGCACCUCGUCAGAGCGAAAGAACAGCGGAAGAGGCGAGAGUUCAUGCAGCGCAGUCGGCUGGAGAGCUUGAGGGAGAACCCUCAGAGCAGCAGUGAAGGUCGAAAGGAAGUCAGCAUCAUAGAGCUCAGCCACAAGAAGAUGAUGAAGAAACGCAACAAGAAGAUCUUGGAUAACUGGAUGACAAUCCAGGAGCUGAUGACUCAUGGUACCAAGGCCCCAGAGGGAGCUAAGGUACACAAUGCCUUCCUUUCAGUCACUACUGUAUAAAAAAACAAAAGAAACACACACAUUCUACCCCAUGUGGUACGACAUACUUGCCUCGUUAAAUGUGGCAUUUUUACAUGGACAAUAGGAAUAUUUUUCACACUUUGUAACCCAAAAAAAACAUUUUGUAAAGAAUUUAUCAGCGGCAUCAUGACAUUUUGAUGUUUUUCCAAGAUUGUUUUUUUCACAUCACUCU
Messenger RNA from Haplochromis burtoni (Burton's mouthbrooder), 6251 nucleotides. RefSeq names its product PDZ domain-containing RING finger protein 4. The transcript has 8 exons. The record is from RefSeq and is a predicted model, not a curated record. Gene Ontology annotation, molecular function: protein binding. The coding region runs from base 3767 to 6058 and encodes 763 amino acids. Lineage: Eukaryota; Metazoa; Chordata; Actinopteri; Cichliformes; Cichlidae.